AUACACUGCGGGAAGUAUCACACAUAUUAUUCUUAGAUACACAGCUUAGAGUUUGCAGUAUCACACAUGUUAUGAAUAGAUAGCUGAGGGAGUUGUCUGCGGCCUCAGCCAAUCAGGGACGCACUCAGAAGAGCUCUCGCCUCUCUUCCACAAAUGUUUGGAGAGCAGAGGGGAGGAGCGGACACUGGAUUUCACAGGGCGCAUAGACCUUUAGGUCUCCGCCUCCAAGGUGACGCAAAGCUGAAGCCACGCCCCAUCUGUAAGAGCGGUGUGAGGUGCAAAUCUGCGCCCCGUGCAGACUUGCUUCCGCCCCACCCCUCAGCGGGACAAGAGGGGGAACCCGGAAAAUGGGCGGAUCUACCUUCAGGGUGACGCAUCGCUGAGGCCCCGCCCCGUGUGUGAAGGAGGUCCCGGCCUGUGUCCAUGGGCUCCGGAGCUCUGUCCGCCGGGCCCCAGGCGCCCCCCGACCCCCCACAAGAAGAUGAAGAAGCGGAAAGAGCUGAACGCCCUGAUCGGUCUGGCGGGGGACGGUGGGAGGAAGAAGCACAAGAAAGGUUCCGGGCACCGGCUCCUCCGCACCGAACCCCCGGCCUCAGACUCCGACACCUACUCGGAGGAGGACGAGUUCUCUUCCCCGGGGGAGAGACGCGGCCGCUGCGGGAGAUGGAGCGUUCUGCAGUGCUGCCGCUUGUGUUACCCUCUUUGCGGCUUCAUCGUGUUGGCGGCGUGCAUGGUGAUGUGUAUCGGCCUGGUCUGGAUGCAGGUUGCCUUGAAGGAGAACAUAGACUCCCUUAAGGAACAGUUCAAAACAAUGGAGUCCAUUCAGCAGAAUUCAGUCCAAGAAGUCCCAAAAAUCAAUGAAGACUUGUUGGUUAAAGAGAAACGUCUGAAGGAGAUUGUGAGUGGAGACCAGGGGUUAAAUAGACUGUGGACAAAUAUCACAGAGGUGAAUAGGCAGAUCGCACUCUUGACCAGCGCUGUAAAUCAGCUGAAGACGAGUCUGAAGUCAGCAUCCGAUCUGAUCAACCUUCCUAAAACAAUGGAGGAGCUGCAAAAGAGCGUGGCCACGUUGGGCAGUACAGUCACCAGCAUCCAUCAUGAUGUGGAGACACUACAGACGGCAGCCGAGGAGCAGAGGAAGAAGGCGGAGGCCCUGCAGAAGGAUCUGGUCACUUCCCAGCUUUUGGGUACAGGCCUCAGCCCCUUGGUACAGGUGCAGAGCUCCCUGGAGGAUCUGAACGGCACAGUGCAGUUGUAUGUGAGGCAGAACGAACUGCGGCUCUACAACAUGGACUCCAUUAUUUCUAACAUAAGCCAUAGAGUGGCGGCCAUGGAGAGCAAUCAUGUACUGCAAAGUAAGGAGGACGGGGCCAUGGUGGAAAAUUCAACAGAUUCAAGUAAUGAAAGUCGAGCGGACGUCUCGGAGAGCUCAAAGCGAGAAGAUGCCUCAGCGAUUCGCCAGCAGCUGCAGCUUAUCCACGUCCUGACCAAAGCCCCAGACAGUGAUAAGGAGACGGCGGGUGACGCUGUGGCCUCUCCGCCCCCUUUGGAAAAGAAGAAUCCGAGGUCUGUGCUGAGAAGACGAGAGCGGCGUGCUUUGUCCUUACCGGGAAUCUCUACAUUACAAGAUCUUGAGGAGUUCUUCCGGACGUCUCCUCAGGGGAUAGAUGGGACACUUUCCAUGGAAGAUCUGGAGCUCCUUCUGGGUCUGCUGCUGCGUCACUCACUGAAGAAUUACGAUGUAAAUGGAGACGAUCGCUUCUCACUGACAGAACUGAAGCCACUGGUUGUGUAGUUGGAUGUGAUAGCUGCUCACUAUAGGGAUCACUGAGCCCCACAAUGGCUGGACAGAUAGGAAGUCAUUUAUCUUUAGUCUGAAAGUCUCAUCCUCUAGUUUACAUGAACUUGCCUUAAACUUGUGUCUUGCACUUUACCCCUCCCCCCUGUACAUAGACCUGAGGACGGUGCCCAUAGCAGAUUUGUGGAAUGUAGCUGAGCUCAGGACAAAAAAAAAAAAUAAUAAAAAUGGGGGGGGAAUCAUGAACCCAGGGCAAGAGAUCCUCAGCCCCACUGAUGCUUCCAGAAACCUGCACAAAAGGGAGUGUACUCAGCCAGGAUUUUAGCUGCAUUAGUUUUGUGGGGGUGGAGCAGCCUGCGGAGUGACUGGUGUCCAGUGUGUUGGUCACUUGGUGGUGACCAUCUUUACCUUGGACAAGUGUACUUUACAUGGAGUGUGGUAAGUGACGAAGGUCUUCCAUUCAAAGCCAAAACCUUAGCAUGAAAUGACAGGGCUCCACAUCCAUAGGGGAGACCCUUCCUAUACAGAUCUGGCCUAGGAAGGCUCAUGUGAUUAUUCAGCUCCAAAGUUGUACAUUUC
This is a messenger RNA of Hyla sarda, 2377 nucleotides long. It is a transcript of the gene EFCAB14, whose product is annotated as EF-hand calcium binding domain 14. The record is from RefSeq and is a predicted model, not a curated record. Lineage: Eukaryota; Metazoa; Chordata; Amphibia; Anura; Hylidae.